UAAUGUUGAUAUAAAUUUUUUUCCUAGUCAAUUUGUGCUAGUAAUUCUGUCUAACCUUAGAUAGACGGGAAGAAAUCUGACAUUUUGUGGGUAUUCAAUUAUUUUAUUGAGUAUUUUUUACCUCCCGUCAGCUCAAAUUUCGAGUACUUCUACCAUAAAAGUAUAAACGAGAAAAAAUUACUUAGUAUUUUUUUUUUGGUCUCCAUUGGAAGUUGUUGAUAACAAGAUACCUUAAUUGUGCAAUCUGUGUGGUGAAUUCUGUUUUGGCAAAUUUGUUCUAAAGAUAAACAGCCAUGACUAUUACUGAUUCAAGCAUAAUUCCAAGUCCAACCAGACUAAAGGGAAAAUAUAGUGGAAUGGUGGUAUGUUGGAUUCUUGGACUUGGGUCACUUGUUUCUUGGAAUAGUAUGCUAACAAUUGGAGAUUAUUAUUAUCAACUCUUUCCGAAAUACCAUCCUUCAAGGGUGCUUACCCUCGUUUAUCAGCCUUUUGCAUUCGCGACAAUGGCAAUUCUUGUAUAUAAUGAGGCAAUAAUUAAUACAAGAAAGCGCAACCUAGCUGGAUUUACUCUUUUCUUCUUAAGCACAUUCGCGCUCCUAGUGUUGGAUUUGGCCACAUCAGGAGCCGGUGGUCUUGGAAAUUACAUUGGUGUAUGUGUUAUUGUUGCUGCUUUUGGAGUUGCUGAUGCUUUUGUUGAAGGUGGGAUGGUAGGAGAUUUAUCCUUCAUGUGCCCUGAAUUCAUCCAAUCAUACUUAGCUGGUCUGGCUGCGUCUGGGGCUCUCACCUCAGCUUUAAGGCUAGUGACUAAAGCAGCUUUUGAAAGGGCUAGUAACGGUCCUCGCAAAGGAGUUGUGCUGUUCCUGGCUAUCUCCACGUUCUUUGAAUUUCUGUGCAUUCUUCUAUACGCUUUCAUCUUUCCUAAGCUACCAAUCGUUAAGUACUACCGCACAAAGGCAGCAGCAGAGGGAUCAAAAACUGUUGCAGCUGACCUAGCUGCAGCAGGAAUCCAGACUGAAGCAACCGAGAGAGCUGAUAAUACCACUAAACAAUUGGAGCGCCUGAGCAACAAACAGCUGUUCUUUCAGAACAUCGAUUAUUUAUUGGAUAUGUUCUUGAUUUACGUCCUGACUUUGUCAAUUUUCCCUGGAUUCUUGUACGAGAAUACUGGUUCCCACAAAUUAGGCUCAUGGUAUGCUUUAGUCCUGAUAGCAGUUUACAACAUGUUCGAUUUGAUAGCAAGAUACAUUCCACUGAUCAAGAAAAUCAAGUUGAAAUCACGAAAAGGACUAAUGAUCGCAACACUAGCUCGUUUCUUGUUCAUUCCUUGUUUCUACUUCACUGCAAAAUACGGUGAUCAAGGCUGGAUGAUAAUGCUCGUGUCUUUCCUCGGACUCACCAAUGGUUACCUCACUGUUUGUGUCCUCACAGUUGCUCCUCAGGGAUACAAGGGGCCUGAGCAAAAUGCAUUAGGCAACUUGCUAGUGUUAUGCCUACUGGCUGGACUAUUCUCUGGUGUUGCACUGGAUUGGUUGUGGAUUAUUGGUAAUGGCAAAUUCUAACAAGACAUUGAUAUGUACAUAGGUAUCGUUAACGUCGUCAUACAAAAUAUUAGAAUCUCUUUUUUCGACUCCCUGGCACAAUAGAUGUGAGUUCAAUUUUCACGGUUUCAUUUUGAGCUUCUCCUUCUGUAAUUUCCUAUGUAAUAGAAUAUCAGGUCAUCUAAACCAGAAUGAUAUGUAAUUUAGCAAGGAAUGAACGCUUAUAUCGAUUUUUUUAAUAAAAAAUUGGGGUAGGGAAAAGAGGAAAUGAGGGAGGGGAUAAAUUCUCAUUAAUAA
Messenger RNA from Solanum dulcamara, 1835 nucleotides. Its product is annotated as equilibrative nucleotide transporter 3-like. Bases 294 to 1559 code for a protein of 421 amino acids. The record is from RefSeq and is a predicted model, not a curated record. Gene Ontology annotation, biological process: nucleoside transmembrane transport. Gene Ontology annotation, molecular function: nucleoside transmembrane transporter activity. Gene Ontology annotation, cellular component: plasma membrane. NCBI's taxonomy places the organism in Eukaryota, Viridiplantae, Streptophyta, Magnoliopsida, Solanales, Solanaceae. The transcript has 9 exons.